Culex quinquefasciatus (southern house mosquito) is the source of this 769-nucleotide messenger RNA. RefSeq names its product sm-like protein LSM4. Bases 140 to 652 code for a protein of 170 amino acids. Gene Ontology annotation, cellular component: U6 snRNP; P-body; spliceosomal tri-snRNP complex. The record is from RefSeq and is a predicted model, not a curated record. Gene Ontology annotation, biological process: spliceosomal snRNP assembly; nuclear-transcribed mRNA catabolic process; mRNA splicing, via spliceosome. NCBI's taxonomy places the organism in Eukaryota, Metazoa, Arthropoda, Insecta, Diptera, Culicidae. The transcript has 4 exons. Gene Ontology annotation, molecular function: U6 snRNA binding.
CCCAAACUGACGUCUGUCAAGUAGUGCCGCACAUCGCGAAAACGUUUUUUGUUUACAAACAGCUAGCAAAGCUGUGCAUGGAAUUAGCAUCGGAGUAUUUUAGAAAUUUGAUUUAAAAUUUCUAAUAAAAUUAGAUAUUAUGUUACCCUUAUCUCUUCUCAAAACGGCCCAGAGCCAUCCUAUGCUGGUGGAGCUCAAAAAUGGCGAAACAUACAACGGUCACUUGGUGAGCUGCGACACCUGGAUGAACAUCAAUCUUCGCGAGGUCAUCUGCACAUCAAAGGACGGUGAUAAGUUUUGGCGAAUGCCCGAGUGUUACAUCCGCGGCAGCACCAUCAAGUAUCUGCGCAUUCCGGACGAGGUGAUCGACAUGGUGAAGGAGGACGUCCAGGCCAAGUCGCGGAACCGGACGGAGCUGAACAAGGGCGGCGGCGGCGGUGGGGGCCGCAACCAGGGCGGAGGUGGCGGCAUGGGACAGCAGGGUGGCCGCGGUGGUCCCGGCGGUGGUCAGCGCAACAAUGCCAACAAUCGGAACACCUUCGGUGGGGGACAGGGUGGAGGUGGUGGCGGCGGCGGCGGCGGUGGCGGGAAUCGACCCAACAACCGGGCCGGCCUGGGCAAUCCCAAUCGGAACGCGCUCAACAAGAAGUAAUCAACGGGUGUGCGACGACGACGACGACGAGGUGUGAAGAAAGAAAGAGCUAAGCUGCUAAAGAUGAAUAAAAAAAAGUAUGCUUUUGUGUGCCGGAUUGAGCUGGGAAGAAAAAUA